AUGGCGGGAGGCAGCACUAUCCUCGAGCUGAAGCACCAUGUCCUGAACGGCCGCCUGGCACAGGCGAAGAAGUUGAUAGCAGCGUCGCAGAUUUCACUGGAGGAUGUGGCCGACGAGGAUGGAAACACGCCUCUUCAUUGGUUGGCACAUGCGCUCCAAGCGACCCCAGAGGCCACAGACCAGGAGAUGUUGACCUUCCUCCUUCAGAACGCUGCCCCAAAGAAUCGCCAGAAUUCACUCGGUGAGACACCGCUGAUGUCGGCGGUCCGGAACUUCUUGCUGGACGAGAAGCGUGCGCAGGUUUUGAUCGAGGAUCUCCUCACGAAGGCGCACGUCGAUCCCGGUCGUUGCGAUCUGGUGUUCGAUGAACAAGCAGAGGCUUGUGGUGAGGGAACGAACAUCGGCCACUACGAGGUGACGAACAUUCCAGUUCUACGACAUGGUGCCUGCCUCCUCGAUCGCGCGAUCCAGAACUACCACAUCGAGUUUCGCAACAGAUCCAGACGGGCCUGCCUCCUCGAUCGCACGAUCCAGAACUACCACAUCGAGCUUCGCAAACAGAUCCGGGAUCAGACCAGCAUCCGGACUCUCUCCGAUCUGCAAUCGCGCACCAAGCCCGGCAAGCUCAACAAGAACUCCCACCACAUCACCAACCUCCUGCCCUACCGCAUCAAGCUACCAGAUUCGGAGUGGCCAAAGGCUUUGCCCCGACCUACGUGGCUGAGUAUGACCCCUGGCAUGAAGACGGCUAUAUCACCGCAGAGGAGAUUGGCUACCGACCUCUACCACUACCUCAACAACCUCACCAACAACAACAACCACAGGGAGCUCUACUACAUCCUCACCACCACCACCAUCUACCUCAACAACCGAUGGUCCUCCAGCCACCGGAAUACCACCGAGGACCUCAGGCACAACAGGUACAACGUCCCUCGCAACCACAACCACAACAAGCAGAUGCAGAUGAAGUCGAACCGCCACGAUGCUGGAUCGGACCGUGACCCUGCGCUCGACCUCCACUACGGCAGCUCAGCUCAAGCACCAGCAAAGGAUGCGCCCGAGGAGACAGCGGAAGCCAUGCAGCCACCUACUUUGACCUCCUCAGCCACACCCCCAGCGAGCCCUUCGGCAAGAUCCUCCAAUCCAACAACCAAGACAGACCGGGAGGACUACAUGGGGAGUCAUGACCCCAGGGCAACCAGCGACGACAACCAUGACAAAGCGAUCGCCAGGGGAAGCAAGGCAAAAGAAAGGAGGCAACCUGUGCUCCGGAAGUUCUCUGACAGCAACAAACUGCAACUGAAACUGGACGGGGUGAAGAACUAUCCCAUCUACCUGGACGAUAACAGACCAGACUCCCUGCAUUCUGACACCACGGACUACCUGGACAAGAUCCACAACAAUGCUCCCAGAGAUGCAACGACAGCUCCAGCGCGGGAUCCAGCUCUGACCCUCCAGCUCGGCAAGCCCUGGGCCAAACAGCCACGCCAAACGACAUCAUGGCACAAGAUUGACGAUGACACCAACAGGGCCAUGGAUCGGGAUGACAAAGAUCGAGCUCGCUUUUUCCCGGACAAUCAUUUUGGCUUGAGUGGAAAGGACAAGACCGACUCUGGGCCCGCAGACCGCGCUUCGAUGGAGACAUCCUACUGGGAGGCUUUUCUGAAAUCCCACCAGAGCACCCCCCGAGACCGCCAACACCUCCGGAACGACGAGAUCCUACAGGACAGCCAGGAAGAACGCGGCCCACACAGACCCAACCGCCGGCACAGCAGGGAGACCGUCAACGACAACCUCUACAUCCACAACCUCAACACAGAGAAGAUCCGACUACACGGCCAAGGUUUCCUGGACAAAACCCACGGCCCACACAACCACUGCCACAACAUCGACCUCACCCCACUUCCACAGGACGUGACCAUGCACCACGACGACCCGGGGAUGAUCCAGAACCUGAGCACAACAACUCCGGAGCCUCUUCUUCUACGGAUCCACACAUACUACCUCCUGCCGCCGGGCCGGAACAAAUCCUGGCCAACCUGCAGAAUAUUCUACAUGCUCUACUACAACAAAGCUUCCUACAACCGCGAGAGAACGUCACCACGCUGGCCUACAAAGCCUGUGCCAGAGUACAUGAACUACAAAGGGCAUCGGCUGCUGACCGAGAGCUGGGCAGCACUGUGUUGGCAGACAUCAUACCGCAUCCAGGACAUUAUUCAGCAGAUGAGAAAAGACCUCAAAUCUGGGGAUGGCCCACAUCAAGCAGCUGCACUGGAUGCCCUGGCUGGAACCAAAAACGCUGCCUCACAGGCCGUCUUCUUGGAUUUGGCAAUUGAGGAACGAGGCCUUGCGACAAUCCUCGACGCCAUCAAUGCCUUGCUGGCGACCGUUGACCGCACUGCCGUCUACUACGAUAGAUACCUUGACUUCAAGGACAACCUGAACGACCUCGGGGAGAUCCCCGCCUGCGUGCCGAAGGACAAGAGGACGCCACGCCAUACCAAAGUCCUACCUUUCCUAGUCCAGGCUGAGGCAGCUUUGGUGGCCGAAGCGCACGGAUUGUUGUUCUCAUGGACUACGUCUAUCUGGGGUCACCCCAUUUACCUAGUCGACGGGGGCACGGAGAACAACGAAAGCCCUGAUACAGCUACGAUGCCAGGGGGAGCACCCCAAGGACCAACAGAAGAGACGGGAUCUCCUUCCGACGCGCCUACGCAGAUUUUCAGGUCCCGCAGCCCGAGGCCGAGGGAACGACCGAUGCCGCUGGCUAGAGCAUCAUCGCAUCGUAGACGGCGCAUGCACGCCGCCUUCUACGGCACACCAGAAGGGGAUGAUGAGCAGGAGGAGGAAGACUCCUGA
Symbiodinium sp. CCMP2592 is the source of this 2859-nucleotide messenger RNA. The record is from the annotation of a GenBank genome assembly. NCBI's taxonomy places the organism in Eukaryota, Dinophyceae, Suessiales, Symbiodiniaceae.